Fomitopsis serialis is the source of this 1556-nucleotide messenger RNA. RefSeq lists its product as uncharacterized. NCBI's taxonomy places the organism in Eukaryota, Fungi, Basidiomycota, Agaricomycetes, Polyporales, Fomitopsidaceae. The record is from RefSeq and is a predicted model, not a curated record. The transcript has 2 exons. The coding region runs from base 288 to 1403 and encodes 371 amino acids.
CUCGUGAGCAGGGUUACCUGUCAGGGCCAAUCCGAAGAGACGAAUGGUCACGCUUCGAGUUAUAUGCGCAGUUCAUCCGCAUUCUCUACAACGAUGAGAGACUUGAUUCUUCUGUCUUCUUCUACCUCCAUCAGCACACACACGGCACACCACUCUUUCCCAACUUGCGCGAGCUCAUAUGGGGCCAUGCCACUCCUGAGAUUGUCUCGGUCAUCUCACCCAGCAUUCGACUUCUGGAUCUGGAUGGCGAAGAGAAUAACAAUCAUACGGACGAGAUCGGGUAUCGCAUGCGGCGGCACGCGUUCACAACGUUGCUCCCUGGUAUACUUUGCAGUAUUCCCGAACUACGUGAACUCCGUAUCCGGCCACUCGGACAUCCCGGCUUCUGGGACCAAUUCGCGCCUCCACAUAACCGCUGUUUUGUCGCCCAGAACGUCCGCAUCCUCCACAUAUCAGAAUCGUUCCCCAUCCUGAUGGGCGGUGCCCUUCCCGUCGUCUCUACCAUCCAGGAGCUUGCAUCGCUGAAUAUAGGCUUCCCAGAAUCAGACUGGGAUGAUCAUGCCAAUUAUGAUCUCCAGCCAGACGACUGGGACAAAGGGUCGAUCCACCCCUUGUCGAAGCUGCGACACCUGCAGAUCACCAGCCGCAUCACAGCGAUAGCGACCCUCGUCGAUGCAAUCGUUGCGCCCGAACUGGAAGACAUCCAGCUGGAGAGUACUUUGCGAGAGAGUUCUGUCGUAGCAGCUGCCGCAAUACGUGCCGUCCUGGGCACACUGUGCUCCCGGAACAAGUCAUCAAUACGGAAAGUCCACUUGGACUUGCGCGGGUUGGAGUACAACCCGCGCCGAGACUCUACGCAGUCGUCCGAGUUUGGAGCGUCAAUCUUCACGCUGCUGAAACCGACGCUACAAUUUCAGCACCUUCGCGAGCUCAGCAUUUUGGUGUCCUUUGGCUUCAGAAAACCUCUAGAGUUUCCGGGGCCUACCAUGCUGACCGCAUGGCCCAACCUACGAAAGCUUCUCCUCCAUGGAGUUGUGAUCAGUCCGGACUCGCUUCGGGCCGCCGCACGCGCUUGCCCUCAUCUACAGAGCCUGACGGCACAAGGCUUGUCUGAGGACUUCCGCCAUAUACCUGCAUCGACUCUGGACCAGCAUGAUGGCUCUCUACGUGACGCGUCGUCUUCCAACGCAGGCGGACACGGGCUUCAGGAGCUGCGCCUUCUACGGCCUUCGGACAUGGUCCCUGCGGACGUCAUCAAGAUCGCGCAGUUCCUGGCCGGGCUCUUCCCCAGACUCUGCGCCGAGCGGAGCUCAGGGAGAGGCAUAUAUUCUAGUAGGAGCUGGAACAACGUCCUCAAAGAGUUGACCAAAAUUCAGGUAUCACAAGGGAGCCGCCGAGCGUGAUGUCGAACGCGUUUACGAUAGUUUCAUUCGAUGCGCUUUGACACUAUGAUCGGACUACGCGUGUUCCAACGAUGGCUCCCCAGGGACACGCAACACUGGCAAUGGCAUGUCGUGCUGCUGCUGCUCGCGUCAAAGAAUGGUAGUCAACGCGAU